AUGUCUGGAAACAGAUUUUCCCACUACGGCACCGAAGUGGCACUCAGACAGAACUUCUUCAAGAUUGACAAGAAGACUAGAGGUACCUUACCUGCCCGGUAUCGUCCACUUCGCCACCGUAACCCCGGUGGCGAGGAUGAAAUCACCUUUCGCCUGUUCGAAAAUGAGCACCUCGGCACAGUCAAGUAUGAUGACUUCCGUCGCCUUUACGAGCUCAACAAGAGCCCGGAUAGCUGA
Neurospora crassa OR74A is the source of this 237-nucleotide messenger RNA. RefSeq lists its product as hypothetical. Bases 1 to 237 code for a protein of 78 amino acids. Lineage: Eukaryota; Fungi; Ascomycota; Sordariomycetes; Sordariales; Sordariaceae. The record is from RefSeq and is a predicted model, not a curated record. The transcript is spliced from 2 exons.